Molecule: messenger RNA, 614 nt
Organism: Labeo rohita (rohu)
Lineage: Eukaryota; Metazoa; Chordata; Actinopteri; Cypriniformes; Cyprinidae
Product: endonuclease domain-containing 1 protein-like
Exons: 2
Source: RefSeq, a predicted model, not a curated record
ACUGUGGGUGUGUGAAUGAGGGUUCAAAAAUAUUGUUCCUGCUACAAAACAGUCUCUGUGUGUUAGAUAGGGGCAUUUAAAUCCAAGCAGAGACACGUAAAACUACAUUCUCGUUUGAAGGGAAGAUGAGGCUGUUCGUCAUGAGCGUCUCUGUGCUGCUCCUGGUUCUGGGUUUUUCAUGCAUCUCAUCUGAACUUGUAGACAAAUUCAGUAAAUGCGGUGAAUUUUUUUUUAGUCAAAAGCCUCCGGAAAUCCCUGGCAUUCCGAAGGAUACAACCAGACAGUACAGUAAUUAUAAAAUGAUCUGUCAGCGAUAUGAGGACAGUGUAAAGUAUGCAACCCUCUAUAAUACAACAGGGAAGAUCCCUAUUUUUUCAGCUUACAAAUACACCGGAAUACAAGAAUACAAGGAAGUAACUAAUCUUCCCUGGAUGAUGGAGUCACAGCUUGAACCUGUAGGUCCUGGGAUCCAUGAGCCAUUCGUCAAUCAGGCGAUCACUGGAGACUACUACAAUAACACACAAAAUGUUAGUCCCGGUCAAUUAUUUCCAGUCCGUUAUGCAGCUGACAGAAAAACUGCUGAAUCUACGUUCACUCUCACCAACAGCAUUCCA